Molecule: messenger RNA, 1452 nt
Organism: Rotaria socialis
Lineage: Eukaryota; Metazoa; Rotifera; Eurotatoria; Philodinida; Philodinidae
Source: the annotation of a GenBank genome assembly
AUGCGAGGAGCAACCAGUAAAAUGUUUAACGAUCAUUUACAUCAUGUUACAUUGAAAAUUUGGUAUAAAACGGGUUUAACUUUCGAAGAAACAUUUCCAUUAGAAAAAACAACAUUUGCUGAUGUGAAAUGUUCAGCUAUUAGACAAUUUUUAAUAAAUAAUAAUAAUAAUAAUAAUAAUAAUAAUAAUAAUAAUAAUAAUAACAGUUUCUCGAUCUAUCGUCGAUCGUCAUCCAAUACGAAUGCAACUAGUCGAUAUAAUUCGUCACAUGACGAUGUUGAUAAUUAUAAUUUAAUAUCAAUUUCAUCGAAACGAAUGGUUGAUGACGAAAAGACACUAGGACAACAAAAAGUGAAAGAUGGAGAUGAAUAUCUGCUAGCAGCAAAACACAUAAUUCCUUAUUCAAAAUUUGAACAGAGUCAAAGUUCUUAUACUAUUGAUGCAGCAUUAAUUGAAAAUCGAACACAAGAUCUUUCACAAUCGUCGCGUUUAUUCAAUCGAGAUUAUCGUUCUGCAGCUCGAACCGAAUUUCGUACUGAUCUCAAUCGUAUUUUAAUAACUCUCAUAGAAACUUCACAAAAAUUACUUUGGUGUCAUCCAGAUGCAGAAAAUAUUUUCAAACAAGCUGAAGAAUUUCUUUUGCGAUCACCAUCGGACGAAUCAAAUAAUCCAACAACUACUGCAAUGAAUGCUGAUUCUAUAGAAACACGUCGCCAUCAAAUCAGUAAAUUAGUCGAAAUGGGUUUUACUGAGCAACAAGCACGAAUAGGACUGAAAAGAACAAAAUAUGAUAUUCAAGCUGCCACAGACUUACUCCUAAAUCAAUCGGAUAUUGGGAAUGACGAUGAUGAUGACGACGACGAUGGAAGCGAUGCUGAAAAUCAAUCAAAUCGUAAUAAUACAUCAGAAACUGUAAGGACACCAUUGUUUUCACGUAAUGGUUGUUUUGUAUCAGUUCGAAAAUUUCGACAACAAAGUUUUCAACCGAAUGCAAAAGCAAUUCAAUCAUUGGGAGAAAUUGGUUUUGCACGUGACGAUAUAGUUAAUGCCUUACGAAUGUUUAAUAAUGAUAAAAAUUUAGCUUGUGAAUAUCUUCUCAGUGACAGACAACAACAACAAAAUAUGAAUGAUGCUGAAAAUGAGCAAGGCCUGGACCCAAAUUCCAGUAUCUUUCAAUCAAUUAUGCAGAAUGCUAUUGUUCAAAAAACAUUGAAUAGCCCAAAAACUUUCUUUAUUAUGUUACAAAUAGCAGAAAAUCCAACAUCAAUAACUAAUUAUUUAAAUGAUCCUGAAAUAGGAAAUAUGCUUUUACAAAUAAGUCGUAUUUAUCAUGCAGAAAAAGAAAACAUAAACCCAUCAGUAAGUAAUAGAAGUGAUAGUGAUCAUCAAGAAGAACGUUUAUCGAGAACGACCGGAAGCAUCAGUGGAGAUUUCGAUGAUGACAGUGAUUAA